AUGUCGGUGCUUCACGACCCCCUUUACAACCUUGACUGGCCGAGGUCAAACCCCAACCCUGCUCACGAAAACGCCAUCACGAAUGGGUUGAAAAGGUGGGAACAAAGCAGGGCUUCGUACGCUACAGGUCUCCCUACUCCCCCGGCAUCCAAGGCCAUGCCUGGAGUAAUAUUGGAGAACGGCUACUCUGGGUUUUCCAACCAGGCCAUUCAACACGAUGGAGCUACUCAUCGAGAAGGUUAUGGUGUCAAUUCCCAGAGAGGGCAAGCCUCUUCGAGCAACAGCACCAGCCAAUAUGCUGUCGCCCCUCCACCCAACGAUGUCAAUCCCUACAAUCCUCAUGCGGUCGACCAAAGUAAAAUAAACGCAAUCGCUCCUCAUCUGCAAAUUCCCGAGUCUGUGAAUAAGAGCAAGGGAAGCCUGGCCGAAUUUGCAGCAGAGAUCACUUGUCUAUUCUGGUUUGAGACUGCAAAAACUCUCCAGUAUGCUGAGGAUCUUCCCUUGGACAGUGUCGUCGACAGGGGCCUACUUCCAGACGCAACACCAUCAAUCGGGUUCCGAAAAUGGGUGACGACAAUAAUAAGUACCACUCAGGUGGGCAAAAACGUGAUUCUAUUAGCAUUGAUGUUCAUCUACCGCCUCAAACGGUUCAAUCCUAGCGUGAGUGGGAAACGUGGGAGCGAAUUCCGCCUUCUAACUAUUGCGUUGAUGUUGGGAAAUAAAUUCUUGGACGACAAUACCUAUACAAACAAGACAUGGGCAGAGGUUUCGGGAAUCUCAGUAACUGAAAUUCACAUUAUGGAAGUGGAAUUUCUCAGCAAUAUGCGAUAUGAUCUCUAUGCCUCGGCUAAGGAGUGGAGCCAGUGGAAGGCCAAAUUGGGAAGGUUUGGCGCUUUCUAUGACAAAGCAUCGAAACUCCCUUCGGUGGAUGAGAAUAAAAGUAUCACGGCUCCGGUUACACCAACAUCUCAAAGCUUCUCUGGCAAGUUGCCGUCGCCACCAUCGACCCAUCACAGCGUCAGCCCAUUUGCAAGCCAGGGGUCGCUAAGCAACAACUACCCUACCCUACCACAUCCCCUACCAGCGUCCUCUCAGCUGCCUAACUCACCACUGCGACAACCCAUGCUCCCCUCGUUUCAACCAGAAAGAAAAAGAAGCCGGGACUAUUCCUCAGACCUCCCCCCGGCCAAAAGGCCACAUUACUCUGGCUCUUUUUCGGGUCCAGCAAAUGGUGUCCCGAAUGCCACGCUCCAUCCUCCUAGCAAUAUUCGCAUAUCUCCAUCAACAAACAGCCACCUGGCAGAGCCGUCAGGCUUUUCAGUGUCGUUCGAUGCGCCUAGGCUUGAUGCUCCCAGAGUGCCAUCAUCGCUCGGUCUAUCUACUACACACCUUGCUCCCCUGACGGUCCCCUCGACUAGGGCGAUGUCCUCAGUCUACCCAAUCACUACUAGUGGAUAUUCCCAGCCGGUAACUCCAAUGUCUGCCAUACCUCAGAACUUGUUUCAGAACCCGAUCCCAAGCAUUGGAGAGGGUGCCAGACAACCUGCCCAUUUUCCUUCAGCACAUACUUCGCCCUCUAACGGGUAUCAAACGAGCACACCAACAUUGCCUGGAUUAUCUCCAUCCUACUUCUUGACCCAUCGAGCCUCUCCGUAUCGGCCAGUCCGCCACGUAAACACACUUCUGAUCCCUCCACCUUCAACUGCAUUACAAGGACCAGUCAGGACUGUGCCAUCCGAUCAAAUCCAUUAUCAACCAUUGAGCAAAGUCUCCACGCAGCGUCGAGUAGGACUCUUGCCGCUGAUGCCACUUGACAGUUGGCAGCACAGCAAUGCCUCUACUCCCAUUGCGCAGCACCAUAGUUUUCAUUAUUAA
Exophiala aquamarina CBS 119918 is the source of this 1875-nucleotide messenger RNA. RefSeq lists its product as uncharacterized. NCBI's taxonomy places the organism in Eukaryota, Fungi, Ascomycota, Eurotiomycetes, Chaetothyriales, Herpotrichiellaceae. The transcript has a single exon. Gene Ontology annotation, molecular function: cyclin-dependent protein serine/threonine kinase regulator activity; protein kinase binding. The coding region runs from base 1 to 1875 and encodes 624 amino acids. The record is from RefSeq and is a predicted model, not a curated record. Gene Ontology annotation, biological process: regulation of cyclin-dependent protein serine/threonine kinase activity. Gene Ontology annotation, cellular component: nucleus; cyclin-dependent protein kinase holoenzyme complex.